This is a messenger RNA of Drosophila subpulchrella, 645 nucleotides long. RefSeq names its product insecticyanin-B. The transcript is spliced from 5 exons. NCBI's taxonomy places the organism in Eukaryota, Metazoa, Arthropoda, Insecta, Diptera, Drosophilidae. The record is from RefSeq and is a predicted model, not a curated record. Bases 12 to 593 code for a protein of 193 amino acids.
ACCUUUUUAGCAUGAUCAAGUGGAAAUUGUUCGUAAUCCUUGGUUUCCUUGAUUUUCAAUUAUCAUGGGCCAUUCGAGCAUUUCAUGGACACUGUCCUGACAAUAUGACGGCGGUUGCUGAUUUGGAUAUGGAACGCUUUAAAGGAAAGUGGUACACCCACUCAUUAUAUCCUCCUCUCUCGUUGAAAGUGGCAAAGUGUCAGUCGACGGAAUUCGUAGAAAAGGGCGGACAUCAUUUUGUAGUUAAGGCUCGUGAACUGAGCGGCCAAACCGGCACAGUGAGGUUCAGAAAAGCACCCAUUUUAAAAGUAGAGCCAAAAUUCGGAAGGUAUGUUUUGGGCACCAAAAAUCCAGCAUUUCCUGAAGGAGUUCUGCUGUAUGUACUGGAUACCGACUAUACCAACUUCGCCAUACGCUAUAUGUGCUUUGAUUCCAGUCACAUUUUCAGCUUUCAUUGGGCCGUCAUCCAGACACGAAAACGUUUACCCAGUGCGGAAGUUAUCUAUAUGGCUCAGUACUAUGCAAAUAAGGCUGGUCUUCUGAUAAGCGAUAUGAGUAAAGUUCACCAGGAGUCGUGUCCUCCAGACACUUGAAUAUUCUUCGAUUUGUGUUCAAAAGUAAACAAGUAAAAUAUUAUUUACUAAA